UGACACACUUCCGGCCUUUGUGACUCAUUGUGUCUGUGUCGAGGCGUCGGGAGGGCCUAGCUCCUUGUGCAGCGCCCUUCGGCCGGUCUGAGCCCCAGAGUCGGCUCCCCUUUCUCGCCCAGCGCCCCAAGGCCGCUCCCGGGGCUCACGGAAUCAUACAGAAACAGAUAUCAGAGAACAUUUUCAAGGACAGAAAGGACAGACUUUAUUUGGAUCAAGUCAGUUCUCUGAGCCUGAAUGAUGACUGCUGAAUCAAGGGAAGCUACUGGUCUGUCCCCCCAGGCUGCCCAAGAGAAGGAUGGUAUCGUAAUAGUGAAGGUAGAAGAGGAAGAUGAGGAGGAACACAUGUGGGGGCAGGAUUCCAGCCUGCAGGAGACUCCUCCUCCUGACCCAGAGAUCUUCCGCCAACGUUUCAGGCACUUCUGUUAUCAGAACACUUUUGGGCCUCGAGAGGCUCUGAGUCGACUGAAGGAACUUUGUCAUCAGUGGCUUCGACCAGAGAUAAACACCAAGGAGCAGAUUCUGGAGCUGCUGGUGCUAGAGCAAUUUCUUUCCAUCCUGCCCAAGGAGCUUCAAGCCUGGCUGCAGGAAUACCGUCCCGAUAGUGGGGAGGAGGCUGUGACCCUUCUGGAAGAUUUGGAGCUUGAUUUAUCAGGACAGCAGGUCCCAGGUCAAGUGCAUGGACCUGAGAUGCUCGCAAGGGGGAUGGUGCCUCUGGAUCCUAUUCAGGAGUCCUCGAGCUUUGACCUUCAUCAUGAGGCCACCCAGUCCCAUUUCAAGCAUUCAUCUCGGAAACCCCGCCUCUUACAAUCACGGGCUCUCCCUGCCACCCACGUUCCUGCCCCUCAUCACGAGGGGAGUCCCAGAGACCAAACAAUGGCUUCUGCACUAUUCACGGCAGAUUCCCAGGCGAUGGUGAAGAUCGAGGACAUGGCUGUGUCCCUCAUCCUGGAGGAGUGGGGAUGUCAGAACCUGGCUCGGAGGAAUCUCAAUAGGGACAACAGGCAGGAGAAUUAUGGGAACGUGUUUUCCCAGGGUUGUGAAAGCAGGAAUGAGAAUGAGGAGUCGACCUCCAAGGCUGAAAUCACAAAAGACUCAGCAUCACGUAGGGAGACAAGAGGAAGAAUCCAGAAAGAUUUUGGAGAAAAACAUGAACAGCAGGGCAGAACAGCAGAAAGGCAGCAGAAGAAUCCUGAGGAGAAAACUGGAAAAGAAAAGAAAGAUUCAGGGCCAGCUACAGCCAAGGAAAAAAAAACAACCACAGGAGAGAGAGGUCCCAGGGAGAAGGGUAAAGGAUUGGGAAGAAGCUUCAGUCUGAGCUCAAACUUUAACACCACUGAAGAAGUUCCAACAGGAACAAAGUCUCAUAGGUGUGAUGAAUGUGGUAAAUGCUUCACAAGGAGUUCAAGCCUUAUUCGCCAUAAAAUCAUCCACACUGGAGAAAAGCCCUAUGAAUGCAGUGAAUGUGGGAAAGCCUUCAGUCUGAACUCAAACCUUGUCCUGCAUCAGAGAAUCCACACAGGAGAGAAACCUCAUGAAUGUAAUGAGUGUGGCAAAGCCUUCAGUCAUAGUUCAAAUCUCAUUCUGCAUCAGCGAAUUCACUCUGGAGAGAAACCUUAUGAAUGUAACGAGUGUGGGAAGGCCUUCAGCCAGAGCUCAGACCUUACAAAACAUCAGAGAAUCCACACAGGGGAGAAACCCUAUGAAUGUAGCGAAUGUGGAAAAGCUUUCAACCGAAACUCAUACCUUAUUUUGCAUCGGCGAAUUCACACCCGAGAAAAGCCCUAUAAGUGCACUAAGUGUGGCAAGGCCUUCACCCGGAGCUCGACUCUCACUCUGCAUCACAGAAUCCAUACCAGAGAGCGAGCCUCUGAGUACAGUCCAGCUUCUCUUGAUGCGUUUGGAGCAUUCCUGAAAAGCUGUGUGUAAAGUGAGAAUUUGCUGACAAGCCAUUUCCCCCUUUUGUUUCUAAAUUUAUUUCAAAGAUGUGUGCUCAUGGAAGGGAAUAAACAUCCUCAACAGAUUUAAAAACACACACAUACUUUUUAAGGAUCCUUAUAGUUAGAUUAGCAGUGUUCUACCUUUGCAUAGUCUGUGGGCAUAUAAUUCUUCCAUACAGCCCCUGUAGGGAAAAGCUAGUCAUAUGGAUAAGCUACAUGAUAUUUCCUUAAGAGAUAAAAGCACACACAGCAAAAUGUCACACUUUUCAGUAAUGAGGAUACCUUUAAGGCGCUAUUAGACUCUCAGCAACCAUGAUACAGAAUUGAAAGAUUAAAAAUGGCUCUCUAAAAAUGAUCCUUAGGUUAAAAGCUUCUUGCUGCAAUCAAGCCCUGGUUGGCCAACAUCUUGCUGUACCUUCUUUCUCAAAAAAAGAGGGAUAGUUAAAACAAAAACUACAUUGGGACCUGCUGCUUGAACUAGUUAUAUAUAUAAGAUAUAUAUGAACACUGGUAGCCUACCAAAGCUAUAGAAAUCUAGGACUGUGCUGAUCAGUAUCAAACCAAAGAUUUCUAUCUCUUCAUGAAAGAGAGGGUAUGUGCACCAGUCUCCAGUUCCAAAGGACUGCCACAAAUGUAGAUGGUUUUAUCCUCAUCUAUGAGAUAAAUUCUACUGAAAUGGCAACAAUGAUUCAAAAUACUUCUCUCCCUUCUGGAAGAAAUCCCUAAAGCACUAAUCACACUCUGAAAUGCAUUUCUCCACAAGUUAGCACUUGAUUAUAUACCGUCUUGUAAUCUUUUAUUGUUUCAUGUAUGAAAUUUUUCAUUACCCCCCAAAAGAGAUGCUUUGACAAGGGAUAUAUUUAUAUCCUUACAGCACUGGGCACAGUGCUGAACACAUAAGGAGCACUCAUUAUGCCUGACUUCUAACAGGACUUUUGCACUUAUGAUAAAGCCCUGUGAAUCAUGAGUACCUGAAAUAUGGUAGCCUGGCCCAGCUUUUGAAGAGGACAUUCAGAGCCUGAGGCAUGCUAAAGCUCCAGGGUCUUAAGCUAUUUGUAUCCUAAACAAAAGAAAGGCGCCAUUUAGCCACCUGUGUAGACUUUCUAAACAUGGAUUAGUGAGUAAAUACCAUGGAAUGUCAGAAAUGACUCCAUUAUCUCAUCUUAAGAAAAAGACAAAAACUUACUAAGGCCAUUUUUUGACAUCUUUUUAUGACAAAGAUCUUAGCCAGUAUUUUCUUCAGUCAGCUGCUGAACAACCUGAUGAUUUGGGCACUUUCUGAAUCAUUUGUAACUUUAAAUAAUAGUUCAGACUAUGUAUUUUUUGUUGCUUUUCAGAAAAAGGAAGAUGUAGGAAGCAUUUUCUCCCACACUUUCCAGAAACUUCACAAAAGCAUUUGACAUCAUUAGCUGGCCAUUACUAAAUGUGUUAGUUGCUCUGAGAAGUUCACCAAAUUGCUAAGAUUUGGUUGGUUGUAUCAGAGUUGUACUACAGUGUCUUUUCUCUCUCAUCACUAAAGACUGAGGUGGGGUUAUAAAAUUUGGAUCUUUUCUAUCUGCGAAAGAAGAUGCAAUUGGCUGCUUGGGAGCCAAUGCCAGAGACUUCAGAUACAAUACAAGAAACCCAAGUAUCGGGGGGCUACUACAUAGGUAGUCAUCAGGGACUCAGGUAAAGAUGACUGCUCAUGAGAGCAUGCAAAAAAUUGUAAGCUCUACAGAAACUUAAGACACAGAAUAAGAACACACUAUCCUCGUAACAGGAGACCCCCAAUAGAGAUUGAGAUUUUCAUCAAGAAACAAAACUAAGACACAUCAUUUUGGUAAUCAGCAACUCGAGCCCAUGAGACAGCAUGGUUUUAUGGGGAGCCAAUGAGGUGGGGGCAGCUAUGGCCUCAGCUCCAGACCAAACUAAAAUCUGCAUAGCAGUAAUUCUUUCGCCUCUCUAUACCUUGGACCAACCACAGUUUCUCUGUAGUUUCUAAGCAGUUUCAUCAGUGUUGCCUGGGAAACUUCAAAGAAGUCAGCUGGUGACAAGAAUAUUUCUAUCCAUUCAACUUAAGAAAAAAUAGAAAAGAUAACUCCAGAAACGUAUACCUGAGGAACGUUUUAUAGUAAAGUGAAAGUAGAAGAAAUGCUUCUAGGAUUUUCUUCACAAUGAACCACAGUGAUGGUUGCAUAGAAAACCGCAGGUGCUUUUGAGCAAAGACUUGCUGCUGGGAAGCAGCUGAAAGCAGUGAGCUGCUUACCUCCAGAUACUGAUCAAAGCACUGACUACUCUUUAGAGGGAAUGAACUUUGAUUGGUUCUUCAUUGGCUUUUUUUAUUAGCCAGAACUACGUGCUGACAUAACUCAGCCAUGUUUUUUAAUGAAAAUUAAAGUAACCUGUGCCCCCACAUUUAAUUCCCGUUUUUCUGGGACAUUGACUGUGUGGGCAGCCACUGUGGUUGCUCCAGAUCUUCAGCAGACACACGCCUUGAAGCAGCUGCUUAAAGAUGUUUCCUAAAGAAAACAGGCUACAGCUGGUGGUUAAAACCAUUUGCAUUGCAUUCAUCAGCUGCUCAAAGCAAAUUGCAAUUGGCGUAUGGUCAAAAACGCUUACAACAUCUAAUAAGUGUUCAGGAUAGUCAUUCAGAAUUCUUGACUGGGUGAAGCCUGUUAAUAGUUUAAACAGUAGCAUGUAAGUUGACCUAUUGGAAGUUUUUGAAGGGCUUCUUAAAACAAUACCUUAACUUUGCCAGGAAAAGAAGUAAAGUUCUUCAAGUCGUGGGGUAUUUGUUUCUACUCUGGCCUGGCAGGCAAGGCAAAAGCCUGAGAAUAGAGAUGUAUGAGGCAUCUUGUUGAAUGCACUUAGUAUUUUAUUAAAGGCAUACAAGUGAAACUAUGCUAAAUAUGUACAGAGAGGUUAAUAUGUUUGUUAUGUGAGACAAUUCAUAUCUUAUGUACAUCAGAGAAUUCAUUCCAGAAGGAAACCUCUUGAAUGUGAUAAUAUGGCAAAGCCUAUAAUCACAUUUCAGCCCUUAGCAUCAGAAAGCUUACACUGUAAAUAAACUUUAUUAAUAUUAUAUGUGAGGAAAUCUUUCAUGUAUAGCACUCAUUGCUUUGGACAGAAAAUGAAUUCCAUCAGUAUGUUCCAAUUGUAAUGAAUUUCAGGAACACUGCAGAGGACACUCAAUCUUAACUCCAGAGGAUCCACAGAAGAAAAAAAUGUGGGGAAAUAGCAAAAUGUACAACUUCUUACAAAAAUUGUCAGUGUUGGGUACUUCUAUAUAUUUUAUAUGACCUUAAUGUCAGUGUCUGUGUUUUGUACCUUCAGCCCCUGUUGCUAUUCUGUGUAUUCUCUGUAGGCAAAGAAUGUAUUUUAUUUUACUCUGUUUGACAGAACACAUUUCAAAAAAAGAGUUUUAGAGUGAAUAGUAAAGAAGUUGAUGUGAUUACAGACAAAAGAAAAAAUUCACAGAACUGAGGAGGGGGAAUAUGAGAAAAAAUCUUCAUAGUUUAGUGCUUAUCAAAUCAGAAGAGGAAGUUAGUAGAUGCAAUAAGAGAGACAAGUUAGCCCGGCCUGUGUGGUUCAGUUGGUUGAGCGUCCCAUGCACCAAGAGAUCACCGGUUCAAUUCCUGGUCAGGGCACUUGCUCAGGUUGUGGGCUCAAUCACCAGUAGGGUGCAUGCAGGAGACAACUGAUUGAUGUAUCUCUCAUCAAUGUUUAUCUCCCUCUCCCUUCUCUGAAAUCAAUUUAAAAAAAAAACAUAAAAAUAAAAAAGAGAGACAGGUUAAUGGGGCACUAAAAUGAAAUAAUUCCUAUAAACAUGCAGCUUCCUGAGAGUUUUCCAAGCCAGAAAGUUGACCUCUUAGCUGGCAGGUCACCGUUUUAAGCAAAGAGAAUGGUUUCUCUGAGCUUGUCGGGGAAUAAGAGGGUCUUCUCCAUGAAAUAAGAGUAGGGAGAGUAUUAGAAAGGCCAGUUGACUGGGUUCUAUAAACCAUAGCCCUGCUUCCCCACUAACUUAAAUGUUUAUGCUUAGAUUUGGGGUAGGAAAACACCAAGAUGGGCUCUUGCCUAGAAAAUAGUGACAGAUGCACCCAGUUCCUGGCAUUGCAGGAAGUUUUUCUGAUAAGCAUUUUUGCGGUGUUCCUAUUGGCUGUACUGUACCUUUCCUGCUCCUGCUUACUUUCCCUGGUUUAUGAUGAUAAGAGAGAGGGCUUGUGAAGAUUUAUAGCUGUGAAAGAACUUUUUCCUAAUUUUUAUCCUAGACCUGAUCACCUUUUAUUCCAGAGUUUGAUCUUGCUGAUGUACUCAUCUAAAGCUAGCUAACCAGGUUCACUCAUCCUACCGUCCUCGUGGAAGAUUCGUUGUGUGAGUUGGAGUAGCUAUUAAAAUGUAGUCAAACAGUGACAGCAAUACUUGCCAGAGGAGCCAUAUUUUUGUGUGUCCCACUCUGAGCAACUUCUCAAAAAAUGGGCUGGGGCUCCCCAUCUGAGAAACCUAGUGAAGGUCUGCAGGUUGCAAAGUGAAAUGUGGAAUCAGAAAUAGAAAUGAGUGGUAUAAAUAGAUCUUUCAUAAAAGUAGAUUUCUUUCAGCUACUACUGGAGAAUUUAAUAAGCAUUUGAAAAGUUUUCUUAACAGAUUUAGGUUUCAUUUUUAGAAUGGAUACAUUUAAAAGCAGUUAUUUUGCUAUUCAAAUUAAUUUUUUAUUAUACAUGAAAAUGAAAUUGUUUUACUUUUCAAAGCUUUGUGAAACAAACUUGAAGUUAUAGGGAGGUAAGCCAUCUCCAACUCUGCAGGUCAAACAAAAGUUUGGGGAGUACUUUGAAUAUCUCAUAAUAUAGACUGUCUUAACAUGAGAACUUCGUUUCAUAUUAUCUGGUUCUAUUUCCUAGUGGACACCACAAACCUCAUGUUUUUCUCUUAUCCUAAAACAGUGGAAGGUAAAGAGUGGGUACUAACUUGACUUCUAAACAGUGGUCCGCUGUUAUUUUAACAAUUUUUUUUAAUCUCUUAAGAUUCUCACCAUUUACUAAAUUAUGACUCACUUCAAAUUACAUAGUAAUCAGCAAAGUUAAUUGGUCUUAAAAUUGUAUUUCCUCCCUUCAGCAAGCACUCAUUAAGCAGUGAGAAUGAGUAUUUUAAGAUACAAAGAAUGAGAUCGGUGAGUGAUUUAAAGGUGGUUUUGAAACUUGGAUUUCAUUGCAGUUUCAGAUUUAGGGGUUAAGUUCCUUUGAUCCAGGGAAGGGACUAUGCAGCUGCUAUCAUUUAGUUUCCCGACAAGGUCAGGUGUGUUGGGAAGGGUUGUAACAGCCCUGCACUCCUGGCCGAGGAGGAGUAAUGAGGCGUCUGGUGGAGGGAGAAGAGAAUCGUGAGAAUGUGCUGAGGUCAGUGCUUGCCUUCCCCCUCACCUCAGCUAGUUAACAGCUUAUGGUUCUGGUCUGCCCUGGCAAGAACAAAGCAUGUUAGACUGAAAGGUGCUUCUGCAAAUAGCAGAGGUUCUUGGAGAAAGACAAAUAUAUGAGGGGGUGGGGUGGGAGGAAGUGGACUAUGAAUAUGUAGGAAAAUCUUGUUUUAAAAAUAUAACUUUAGGGGUAAGGGAUAGGAUAUGCAAGCAAAAUCAGUUAUUUUAAAAUGAACAUGUAUUUUUAUUAACUUUUAGUUAAAUAUAGAUUAUUACAACCAGCUCAACAUGAUAAGCCCAGGUCUGUGGAGAGAGCUAACUCAGGCAUUCAUUGUCUUGUUGAUCUAUAGACUGGACAGAACAAACCUUUCCUGUUUUGUCGUUCCUGGUUUCUUAACUUAGAAUAAAUUAGACAAAAGGAAGACACUUGUCUUUGUAUACCUGCAAAAUUAAGUUAUUGCUGUUAAAACCUGGCCUUUUCACUAGUCUUUGAAGAGUCCAGAUGCUUGGUAGGUGUUCAGUAAAUUAUUUUUAAAUUGAAUUUGUUCUUUUAAAAUCCUCAACAUCUCUAGAAAGGCUUCUUUCAGUGAAUAAUGGAAAGUGGUUGGGUUUUUUUAAGUUAGGGAACUUCUCCAUUGAAAAUAAUUUAAACAUGAACUUACUGAAGUUUCAAUCAUGUGAAAUGGGAGCAACGUAAACUGUACACACAUUUAUAGCCAAUGGUCCAUUUUGGGAGGCCGGGGGUGUCUGACAAAGAAAUUAGAGUAGUGAGGUUUGGGAAGGAAACGGGAUUUGUAAUAAAUAUUCUCUUCAUGUUGUUUCUCUCCUGGGUCAUGGUAAAACAAUAAAUUAUCAUCUCUAGGUAACAA
Messenger RNA from Myotis daubentonii (Daubenton's bat), 8192 nucleotides. It is a transcript of the gene ZKSCAN1, whose product is annotated as zinc finger with KRAB and SCAN domains 1. Gene Ontology annotation, molecular function: RNA polymerase II cis-regulatory region sequence-specific DNA binding; DNA-binding transcription factor activity, RNA polymerase II-specific. Gene Ontology annotation, biological process: regulation of transcription by RNA polymerase II. NCBI's taxonomy places the organism in Eukaryota, Metazoa, Chordata, Mammalia, Chiroptera, Vespertilionidae. The record is from RefSeq and is a predicted model, not a curated record.